UCUAUUCUAGCUUAUUACACAUUUAUUUUAGUUUUUAUAUUCAUUAUUUCAAUUUUUCAUUUUUCUAAAUGCGUCGAGAUUGGCUAAAAUUAAAUCAGGAAGAUUCAGAGUCAGAUUGUUCCUGCAGCUGUGAAGAAUCGGAUUCCAGUGAGUCUUGCUCAUGUGAAUACGAAAGUCUCUCAUCUUCAGAACCUGAGUCCCCUAAACACUUUAAUAGAUCGUCUAAAGUUGGUAAAAAUGAGUUGAAUGGUUUUCAUUCUCAUGAUGAAUCUACUCAAAACUACUUAAAGAUUGAUAACUGUUUUGUUAAUAAUAAUAAUUCUGACUUCUCAGGUGUGAAUAAUCAAAAUUUAACAUUAAAACAACCGGAGCCUGGGUGUAACUUGUGUAAAAACUCUCUAAAUCCUGAGUUAAAUCUGCCAAACAUUGAUUUGAAUUCAACUUAUAUCCAGAAUGAACUUAAAGAAAUCCACGCUCUGUUGUCUGACACUAAUCCUGAGCCAUCGUCAACUAUGAGUUAUCCCCUUAGAAAUAACCCAAACCACUACAAUUAUCAAUCGCCAGGGUUUUCAAGCUUCCCAUCAACUCCAAACAUGAUGUCAAACAUGGAGUACACAAAUGGGUUUCCUGUUUUAAACCCUCAAAACAACUUCAAAUUGUGCUGUUGGCCGAGUGGUUUUAUCAAUCCUAAGUAUUCAUUUAAAGACUCGGACUAUGAUGAUAUGGACAAACUCUUCAAUAUGUUAGUUUCUCUGGAUCUGUACAGUUACAUGUACGUUGUCGAGAACGUUCUAGACCAAAGGCUUAAAGAGGAACUUGCACAGAUUAACUGCUAAUAUAUUAAUUAAUUGAUA
Molecule: messenger RNA, 854 nt
Organism: Theileria parva strain Muguga
Lineage: Eukaryota; Apicomplexa; Aconoidasida; Piroplasmida; Theileriidae
Exons: 1
Coding region: 69-836 (255 amino acids)
Source: RefSeq, a predicted model, not a curated record